This is a messenger RNA of Leucoraja erinaceus (little skate), 1961 nucleotides long. Its product is annotated as obg-like ATPase 1. The record is from RefSeq and is a predicted model, not a curated record. Gene Ontology annotation, cellular component: cytoplasm. NCBI's taxonomy places the organism in Eukaryota, Metazoa, Chordata, Chondrichthyes, Rajiformes, Rajidae. Gene Ontology annotation, molecular function: ATP binding; ATP hydrolysis activity; GTP binding.
GGGUGCCGCGUGUGCGCAGGCGCCGGCUCGCCCCUCCUCCUGUGGCCGCUCGGUCGGUUGGUCGGUCGGUCGGCGCGUGUAGUGUGCAGAGCGGCGGCGUUUUAACUCAACAGUUAAACUCUCAAACACACCGCCCCCUUCUUCCCUCGCUUUUUCCAACCAGCUUGCCAUUUAGAACAUGCCUCCAAAAAAGGCAGACGGUGAACUGAAGGCACUACCCAUCAUUGGACGAUUUGGUACCUCGUUGAAAAUUGGUAUUGUUGGAUUGCCAAAUGUAGGGAAGUCUACAUUUUUCAAUGUUCUAACCAAGAGCGAGGCAGCUGCGGAAAACUUUCCCUUCUGUACUAUUGAUCCUAAUGAGAGCAGAGUGCCUGUUCCAGAUGAACGGUUUGAUUUCCUCUGCGACUACCAUAAGCCUCCCAGUAAAAUACCAGCAUUUCUGAAUGUCGUGGACAUAGCAGGACUCGUGAAGGGUGCUCACGCCGGUCAAGGGCUUGGAAAUGCCUUCCUGUCCCACAUCAGUGCCUGUGAUGCAAUCUUCCAUCUUACAAGAGCUUUUGAGGAUGAUGGCAUUGUUCACAUUGAAGGGAGUGUGGAUCCUGUUCGGGAUAUUGAAAUCAUUCACGAAGAACUGAGACUAAAGGAUGAAGAGCUAAUUGUGCCCAUUAUUGACAAACUAGAGAAAGUGGCAGUAAGAGGAGGUGACAAGAAACUAAAACCAGAAUUUGAUAUAAUGUCCAAAGUGAAGAACUGGAUUAUAGAUGAAAAGAAACACGUGCGCUUCUAUCCUGAUUGGAACGAUAAGGAGAUUGAAGUAUUGAAUAAACAUUUGCUAUUGACUUCAAAACCAAUGAUUUAUUUGGUUAACUUGUCUGAGAAAGACUACAUUAGAAGAAAGAAUAAAUGGUUGAUAAAAAUUAAGGAGUGGGUGGACAAGUAUGAUCCGAAAGCACUGGUCAUACCUUUUAGUGGAGCAAUAGAACUCAAGUUCCAGGAGAUGGAUGGAGAAGAAGAACAAACAAAAUACCUGGAAGAAAACAAAACGCAAAGUGCUUUGGCCAAGAUCAUCAAGACUGGAUUCUCAUCUCUACAGCUUGAAUAUUUUUUUACUGCAGGCGUAGAUGAAGUGCGAGCAUGGACCAUAAAGAAAGGGACGAAGGCUCCUCAGGCUGCUGGCAAGAUCCACACAGAUUUCGAGAAGGGCUUCAUUAUGGCCGAAGUAAUGAAAUUUGAAGAUUUUAAAGCAGAAGGCUGUGAAACUGCUGUCAAGAGCGCUGGAAAAUACAGACAACAAGGCAGAAAUUAUAUUGUUGAAGAUGGAGACAUUAUCUUUUUCAAAUUCAAUACUCCACAACAAUCAAAAAAGAAAUGAAUUUAAAGUACAACUUCCUCCUGUCAUAAACAGUAGAACAUAAUAGGCAAGACAUUGCACAUAUCCAAACUUGUGAAUAAAAGGACUUAUAAGGGUUUCUGACUAAUUAAGUGGUCGGGGAUAGAUUGGCAUCUGGCAACAGUUACAAUAAAUUGGAUCUUUGACAGGAUUCUGCUUAUAUGGUCUUACAUGUGGAUUUUGCUGUGUUCUGAAACAUCUGAACUAUAUUGAAUUUACUUAUUUUUAAAUAUAUGGCUGUAAAUCAUGAUUCCAACCUGUCUGGGGGCAGUGAUAUUCCUUUAAUUGUAUUCCUGAUGUUUGUUCUGGAAUGAGAUAAUGUUAUUCCAAUGAAAAUGUAGGUUCACUAAAUGUCGACAGCUUUAAUUUAAGAUUAAAGCUCUACUCUAAAUUGGAACAUUUCAAGAACCAUAUUACUCUCAUGAUACUUCAUUAAUCUCCAUCACUAGAUGCCAAAUCUGACACACUUGACAGAAAAGACAAUGCCACUUGCUCCUUUCUGAAUCUACAGAUAAUGCAUGUUUUACAGUACUCCAGAUGUUUACAGUCAAUAAAACAUUUGACAAAAACA